Poecilia latipinna (sailfin molly) is the source of this 2487-nucleotide messenger RNA. It is a transcript of the gene dnaaf1, whose product is annotated as dynein axonemal assembly factor 1. Gene Ontology annotation, cellular component: axoneme. Bases 179 to 1903 code for a protein of 574 amino acids. Gene Ontology annotation, molecular function: protein binding; dynein complex binding. Gene Ontology annotation, biological process: axoneme assembly. The transcript is spliced from 2 exons. The record is from RefSeq and is a predicted model, not a curated record. Lineage: Eukaryota; Metazoa; Chordata; Actinopteri; Cyprinodontiformes; Poeciliidae.
GAAACCAACGUAAACCAUAAUUAACGUUGACAAACAAAGCGGAUUGCCAGAUAGUUAUCCAGUUUGACCAUUGACAGCCCCGUGUUUCACUACAUUUCCGCAACUAAUACUUUUUUUAAAAUUUCGUCUGCGGAUUUAUUUAAAUAUAUUUUGCGGGAAUUACACGAAUGUGAAGAGGAUGGACGAUAAGGUGACCACAGAAAACGCAACGGAAAGAGCAAACACCGACGAUAUUUCUGGCAGAAACGGAUCAGGUGGGAUUAUAAAAAAUACACUUGAAGAAAAAAAUAAAAAUGCACACCAGUGGGAGACCUCAGUGCAAGAGGAAAAACAAUCAGAGCCAAGGAUGACCAAGAAGUUCCUCAAAGACCUCUGCAAGAAGAACAAACUGUACUCCACACCUUGCUUGAAUGACACUCUGUACCUGCAUUUUAAGGGUUUCUCCAAGAUUGAGAACCUGGAAGAAUACACAGGGCUCAAAUGUCUCUGGCUGGAAAGCAAUGGUCUCCAGAGGAUUGAGAACCUGGAUGCUCAGACUGACCUUCGCUGCUUGUUCCUGCACCAGAACCUCAUUUGCAAGCUGGAAAACCUGGAACCCAUGAAGAAACUCUGCACCCUGAAUGUCUCCAACAACUACAUCCAGAUGAUAGAGAACAUCUCCUGCCUUCCUGAACUCAGCACUCUACAAAUAUCCCAUAACAAACUGGAGAGUGCGAAGGACGUAGAGCAUCUGAGUGAGUGUAUGGCCAUCAACGUGUUGGACCUGUCUCACAAUCUGUUACACGACCCUGAGAUUGUCUCUGUGUUGGAGGCAAUGCCAGAACUGAGAGUGCUGAACCUGAUGGGAAAUGAGGUGGUGAGGAAAAUCCCAAACUACAGGAAGACCAUGAUUAUCCAUCUUAAGCAGCUCACCUUCCUCGAUGACCGGCCCGUGUUCCCCAAAGACAGGGCAUGUGCAGAGGCGUGGGCCAAGGACGGGCUGGAGGGGGAGUGGAAGGAGAGAGCGGCAUGGGUGUCACGGGAGAGAAGGAAAAUCCAGGACAGCUUGGAUGAAUUGGCGAAAAUUCGUGAGAAAGCCCUGGAGAAAAAACGCCUGCGGGAGUUGCAAGCGGAAGGGAAAAUUGAGACAGCUCCUACUUCAGUCAUAGCUAGUGAAGAAAACAUGGAGACUUUGUCUUUCUCUGAAGGAGAGGAUGUCCAGAUCUUUACGGAGGGCAGCCAGGAAGAUUUGAAGGUUGACAAAAGUGAGGCAAACGACAGAGACCUCAACGCAGAAGAGCUGGAGGAGGACAAGUUUGAUAAAGAAAAUGAUGAUCAAUUUCAAAUCGGGCACGAAACAGAAGAGAAUGUCUGGGCGGACUCUGUACAAGAUGGACAGAUGCUGCAGAUAAAUGUGGGAGAAGAAAAUCACAAGUUAACAAAGGAUAAAGAGAAUAGGUUGUCUGAAAACACACAGCCUACGCAGGUUUCUCCUGAUCUUUCAGAAGAAGAUGAGCUUGUACCGUUACAUGGUCCUGGACCAUUAGUUACAGAGCUGGAGGACGAAGAGCAGCUGGAAACCAUCCACCUUCCCAUAAGCCAGUCACUGCGUAUUGACGAGCUGCCCGACUUGGAAGAUGUGGAUACAGAAGACUUCCCUGGAAUAUCCCAUCAGCAGGACUCCAAACCAAAAAUAGAAGUCAUAUCAGGAGAUGGCGAUGAAGAGACACCGACUGAGAAUCAGGGCGGUGGCAUCUUCGGUCUCAGCCAUGACGGAACGUCCUCGUUGUCUCCAGGUGGCUGCAACAAAUCAACUGGGCUCCCUAACGAUUCAUCACUGCUCUAUCCAGAGGAUGAUGAUGUUCUUACUCACUAUCCAGGAUCCAAUCAACCUUCCUCAGAGAAACAAUGCUUGAUUGAGUAAGUGAACUGAUACCUUUAGAUGUAAACAUGUUUUUUUUUUACAAAAUUGGCCUUCUGCGAUAUUUGAAAUUACAAAACUUUUAUCCGACCGUCAAACGUGGCCUUUAGGAUGUAACUGGAAAUGACUCUCACAUAAAGAGUUGAAAUUCAGCUUGUUUGAUACGUUUCAGCACAUUUGAUGAAAGAAAUCCAAUUUUUAACUGAUUCGACUUCUUGCAGGUACCCCCUUUUUCAAGACUUACAAAAGCAAAAGUUCAUGUGGACUUUUUUGUGUAACAGCAAAUUUACAAUGUAUUUUUUUUUCCAGUUCUGACAUCAAUAAAAACAAGAAAAUGCUUUGCAUGUAUUACUUUAAUUAUUUUACAUUACAUUUCCUAGGUGAUGUCACAUAUUACUCCCCCUGCAAUAAAUAUUCCACAUGUUACCACAUAGCAAAUGUCUCCACGUUGUAGGUCAAGACCAAUGCCGUACUGCUUCAGUAAGUCCUCCCACAGCUUUAGGUGCCAUGAACAAAUAUUUACAAAUCAUUUAUGACUGGGCAGAAAAGUUUGGAAUAAAAGCAAAACAAGAACAAACAAAAAAACA